GUACUUAUUAACCACAUCCCUGCCGGAGGACCCCACGCGUCCCACAGUCUUCAUUUGCCGAGUCAUAACUCUUUGGAGGACACAGGCUUCUUCUUUUCACGAGUAAGAAUCUUCGUGUACCUGGCGAUAGGCACAAGCGCUCACGUACCAAAGAAUGCAAAUCAGGCGUUGGCAUGAAAUGUUUGUCUAUCUAAAAUCUCCAAGGGACUGUAAAUCCACGAGGCGGGAGGCCAACGAGCCAUAAGUCGUAAACCAUCUCGUGACAUAACCUACAAACGUCUUAGGGCCACCACUCCGGCCUGCGCUAGCGUGAAGAACUCAGGUAUAGGAAGAGCAGGCAAGCGGCGCGAGAAUGCACCUGGUCGUUCUCGUAGCACUAAGAGAGUGACCUGCCAACCUGCCAGUGCAGAGAACGGCCAAUCGGAUUGGCUCGGUUGUUACUGUCUCUGUGUUCACCUGUGCAAGGUUGCUUUUAAACUCUCAGCUUUCGGUCGAGUUCAAAUACGUAACCGACUGGUAGUCUGCUACCAUUAGGACGCGUCUACGACACACACAUAUAUAUCUACAAGAAGAUUGAUUCUACCUCUGAUAGAAUAGUGUCCUCGAGGAAGCUGAAUGUCAACUACAGAAUUUUUUUAACUCAUUGAAAUUCUCAAUGUUUUCCUCUACUGUUUAGUGGAUUGAUGUGAAAAUAGGAAUAAAAUCAUAGGAUCCUUAAAAAAAAAUAGAACAAUGCUGUAUGCGAUAACGCGCUGUGGAAUUCACUGUGAACUUGAUGCUCGUGGAUAAUAAUCUUUCACACAAUCUCUUCCGUAUUGUAAGACACACGGAAAUUGACGAGGCGCAGAUUCGUCUGUUCCACGAAAGUGAGAGGGACGCUUUUCGAAGUUACACUCCCGGCCGAUCGAAAACGUCGCACGAAAUGGCUACCUCGGUACACUUUCAACUCACGGUGACCUUUCCUGGCUACGCCGUACAGUCGCCGGUAAGCGGUCGGCCCGUCUACACUGGACGGUGGAAGUGACCGCCAGUGAGGUGCCUUACUACUAGACAGAAUUUCUCCACAAUCGAUAAAGCAUCAGGUGACACGACUCUUUGGAUAUUUCUUUAACAAGGGGCAUCCGUUCAAGGUGGCUCCAAAGUAUCUCGAUACGUUACUGGCCCAGUAGAGUGGCUGUUGGUAGUUGAACUGAUGGAGUCCGGGCACAGAGACAUGGACAAAGAUCAUAGAGAGCAGCGCGAUCACGAAAAUUUGAAUGAGAACGAGGGAGAUCACACGGUGGGAAUGGAUUUUCGCGGUUUGCCACAUCAUCCUGGCAUGGAUCACAGUGGAGAUGCGGAGAUAGAGAGAGACAUGGAUAGAGACCAAAAUGAUCACGUGGACAGUCUUCACGACGUCAAGACGGAGCAUCAGCUUGGUCGUGAUUUUCGAAAUUUGGCAAACUUUCCAGGAAUGGUUCAUCUGCACAGCGGUAUAGAGCAUCUUAGCGAUGUUGACGUCGAGGUUAAACUAGGCAGGGACGUACGUGGCUCACUGGGACUGGGUCUGUCCUUGGAAUUAUGUGUGGUCUGCGGUGAUCGUGCCAGUGGAAGGCAUUAUGGUGCAAUUAGCUGCGAGGGAUGUAAAGGCUUCUUCAAACGUAGUAUCCGGAAGCAGCUGGGAUAUCAGUGCAGGGGUAGCAAGACCUGCGAGGUUACCAAGCAUCAUCGCAAUCGUUGCCAGUACUGUCGACUUCAGAAGUGCCUGGCGAUGGGUAUGCGCAGUGACUCUUGGGGUGUUGCAGCGGUUCAGCACGAGCGUAAACCAGUCCUGGGGGAUUCAGGUGGUACCAAGGUUGGAAGUCGUGGCACCAGAGUCAAGCCAGAGCCACAGCAGUCCACGCCGGAGAUACCGCCAGCCUGGGAACAACCUGAGAGUCCCAGUAUGGAGGACCAAAGUAGCGACAGCGACCUAAGUGACCCUUUGACCCUAGCAAGAGAACGUUUGCUCAUCUCACAUGCUUUGGACAGUAUGGCUAAACUCAUUGGUGAUAGCGUCAACGGCUCCGGAGAACCGGAGGAAGAAUGGACUGGUCAAUUGCUAUUCGAAAGGCACACGUUGUUCGAGUUGAGGGCGCCUAGUCCAGCACCUGCAUACUUGUCUAUACAUUAUAUUUGUGAAAGUGCCGCCAGGCUCUUGUUCUUAUCCGUACAUUGGGCCCGAGGAAUUCCUGCGUUCCAGGCAUUGCCUUCAGAAGUGCAAACCACCCUAGUUCGUAGUUCCUGGGGUCAGCUUUUUACAUUAGGUCUCGCGCAGUGCGCGUACACCUUGUCACUACCUAGUAUUUUAACUUCGAUAAUAAAUCACCUUCAAGCCAGUAUCGCACAGGAAAAGAUCACUGCUAGCAAAGUCAAAUCGGUCACGGAACACAUAUGCCGAUUACAGGACUGCGUUAGUUCACUUCAUAAACUUCAAGUCGAUGCUGCCGAGUAUGCAUACCUCAAGGCUUUGACUCUCUUCAGUGCAGAUAAUGUACUGGCCGGAGUGUGGCGGAAAAAGGUUGAAGUUCUACAAGACGCGGCGUGGAAUGAAUUGCAGCAGCGUGUCGGCUCUGACAGACUUCCGCGUCUUUUGCUAAGGCUUGCGCCAUUGCGUUCGAUCAAUCCUCGUGUCCUGGAGGACCUCUUCUUCGCAGGCCUUAUCGGCAGGGUAAGCGUAGGGAGUGUCGUGCCUUACAUUCUUACCAUGCAAGACUGCAAAACCGAACCUGAGACUCAGAUGGGGUGACAAAUGCUAUACGUACAUUGCAAGUUAUAACCUAAGAGUGCAAUGUAUGAAGAACAGCGUUGGAUGUUGAUUAAUAUUUUCAUUGAGAUAUCAUUGACUGUUACGCGAUGAUCUAGAAUGUUCGUUGGUAUUUCAUUUUCUUGUGACAGAAGUUGCGCUGAAUGGAGUUUUCAUUCUUACGACUAUCCAACUCUCUUCUCUGUUACUCUCUUAGGACUUAUAUUACAGUGCUUCUCGAGAAUGGACGUAGCCACGAGUUAUCCCGAAGGUCGAAAGGGGAAUGUAUUCUUAGGAAAUACAAUAUACGCAAAAAGGGUAAUACUUGUGAUAAAUCGUUGUAAACUUUUAAACUUGUUAUUCGGGAAGCCUUGAUAUAUACAUGUAAGGGUGUCAAACACUUCUUUUCUUUUCUUUGGGACAGUAAAGUGUCGCGUCAAAGAUUCUAGUUAUCUAUGAAGCGUCGAGUACGGGUGGUUGACGUGGUGGUAUUGACUUUUCACGAAAUUAGCGAGAAGUUUUUGUGUAACUUUUCCUUUUCUUUCUUUCUUUCUUUCUUUCUUCUCUUUCUCUCUUUGAUAUUUGGUAUUACUUAAAUGUGAACGGUGCGACAAGUAUUUUUUUUUGUUUUGUCGGACACCCGCUGGUUUUCAACUUGUUCGGACGUGACAAUAUAAAAUGUAUUUUUCUGUGAGAAGCGUGAAUACUUAAUGUAGAUUAGAAGAUUUUAAUCGUUGUACAUGCGUAUACUUAACUAAAUGUAUAUUUCAUAUUUUAUUGUUAAUUGUAGUUAUUAAUAAUUAUACGAUAAUAAUUGUUGCGAAAUGGCGUCAACUGUACACUCUGGUACUUUGUAUAGGUAUACUUUGAAAAGGAUAAUUUCUGGAUAGCUAAGUGGAAGAUAUUAUUUUAUCCGGUGCGCAGAAUUUCUGUUUCUUUUUUUUUGGGAUACAAUGUUUCAUGUCGAAUUACGAUGGUUGAUCUCUGUACAAUAUAUUUUCACAAUUCUGAAUCAACGUAUCUGAAAUGCAAGCUACUUAAUAAAUUUUUUUUAAUUUCGCGAACCAACAAAAUGUAUCUGCCACCUGCGCGUUAUUACUAAAAAAAAGUUUCUUUAAAUUUGUUAAUUAAGUGUAACCUGAUAAAAGCGAAAGAGAUAAUCAAUCGGUCACCGAAUCACAAUAAAAUCUGUUUAAAGCAGAGAAAAGAUUUCUAUCGAGAUAACAACGCAUAAUGUAAAAAUAACGAAGAUAGUUUCUCAUGAGUAUCGCGAAAUGAAUAUAUCCUCUAUUUUUGAGCUGUUGUUAAAGAAUUUGUUGGCCAAAUUUCAAAUUUAGAGACGCGAUUGUAAGGUAUUUACGCUUAAGCCUUCAAAAAAAAACCGAGACAAUCUCACACGCACAUUUAUAUGAGCUCUUAGAUAUCAUUGAAUAAUAGAAGAAAAAAACAUGUAUGUCAAAUCAAAAUGGCUGCGUGACCUUAGUUACAGCUGUGCCAAUGGAAAAUUCUAGUUCCAAUAUUUACUCUUGUAUAUCAUAGCUAAUGAUUGUUGCUUGGAAAAAGAACUGAUUCUCCUCAAGGAUACAAACAAACAAUUCAGACUCCAACAAUCUAACAGUUCACUAUUCAAUGUGCUCGUGUCGACGUUUGAUAUUGUCAUUGUCAAUUGACACCGACAGAUAUAAAUAGAAAUAUGAAUUAAGUACGAAAUACCUAAUGACAGGUAUUUAUCCAAGGGAAAACUGCAAUGUACAUAACAAAAUGUGCCUAUAUAAAAACAAAAUAUUUAUAUUGAUAAUAAUUUUAUAAUUAUUAUUAUACUAGUAUCGACAAGUAAAUAAAGUCUGAGAAUAUGAAAAA
This is a messenger RNA of Cephus cinctus (wheat stem sawfly), 4624 nucleotides long. RefSeq names its product nuclear receptor subfamily 2 group C member 2. Lineage: Eukaryota; Metazoa; Arthropoda; Insecta; Hymenoptera; Cephidae. Bases 1193 to 2767 code for a protein of 524 amino acids. Gene Ontology annotation, molecular function: nuclear receptor activity; zinc ion binding; RNA polymerase II cis-regulatory region sequence-specific DNA binding. The record is from RefSeq and is a predicted model, not a curated record. Gene Ontology annotation, biological process: regulation of transcription by RNA polymerase II; anatomical structure development; cell differentiation. The transcript has 12 exons.